This is a messenger RNA of Acaulospora morrowiae, 206 nucleotides long. The record is from the annotation of a GenBank genome assembly. NCBI's taxonomy places the organism in Eukaryota, Fungi, Glomeromycota, Glomeromycetes, Diversisporales, Acaulosporaceae.
CUCCAGACGCUACUGCUCAACAAGACUUUGCUAAUUGGCUAUUGCAGCUUGGAGAGGGACGUAUUCCGAUGGUUAAAAAAGAAGAAAACAUGAUCAAGCUACCUAUAGAUAUUGUUUUACCAUCUCAGGAUAUUCAAGACCUAAUUAACUUUGUAUACGCUGACCUUGCCGCUCUACAUAAUAAUUUCGACUAUCUGAUAAACUGA